Messenger RNA from Rattus norvegicus (Norway rat), 14718 nucleotides. NCBI's taxonomy places the organism in Eukaryota, Metazoa, Chordata, Mammalia, Rodentia, Muridae. The record is from RefSeq and is a predicted model, not a curated record.
AGGCUUCACCGUGGACCUGGCUGCGCUCUGCCUCCGUUGGCAGUGCAGGUGCCGCUGCGCCGGGGCCCGGGAGGCUGCGCGCGCCGAGACGAGAGGAGCCAGGGAGGGAUGGAGAGCGGGCCGCCCGGGCUACAGAAGCACCGGCAAGGGGCGUAGGCGGGCGAGAAGCGGGCAUUGAGGCACCAGAAGUGUGCAGACGCAGGAGCACUUUGCGAUAGGAUGAGGCUCUUGGCUGGCGCGCGGUAGUACUAUGAUUUGGUAUGUGGCCACUUUGAUAGCAAGUGUGAUCAGCACCCGAGGUCUUGUGGCUCAAGUUGCCCACGGCCUGCGAGAGGAACCUGAGUUUGUGACCGCUCGUGCCGGCGAAGGUGUGGUUCUGCGAUGCGACGUCAUCCACCCAGUGACAGGACAGCCCCCACCCUAUGUCGUAGAGUGGUUCAAGUUUGGGGUCCCCAUCCCUAUCUUCAUCAAGUUUGGCUACUAUCCCCCGCAUGUGGACCCUGAGUAUGCAGGCCGGGCCAGUCUUCAUGAUAAAGCAUCUCUGCGGCUGGAGCAGGUGCGCUCUGAGGACCAGGGUUGGUACGAGUGCAAAGUGCUCAUGCUGGAUCAGCAGUAUGACACAUUCCACAACGGCAGCUGGGUCCAUCUCACCAUUAACGCCCCUCCCACCUUUACAGAAACACCCCCCCAGUACAUCGAGGCCAAGGAAGGUGGGAGUAUUACCAUGACUUGCACGGCUUUUGGGAACCCUAAACCCAUCGUCACCUGGCUCAAGGAAGGGACCCUCCUCAGUGCUAGUGGAAAGUAUCAGGUGAGUGACGGUAGCCUAACGGUGACGUCAGUCAGUCGGGAGGACAGAGGCGCCUAUACCUGUCGAGCAUAUAGCAUCCAGGGUGAGGCUGUGCACACAACCCAUCUGCUUGUUCAAGGGCCUCCCUUCAUUGUUUCCCCUCCUGAGAACAUCACCGUCAACAUCUCCCAGGAUGCUCUGCUUACCUGCAGGGCAGAGGCGUAUCCCGGCAACCUCACCUACACCUGGUACUGGCAGGAUGAGAACGUCUACUUCCAGAAUGACCUGAAGCUAAGGGUGCGGAUCCUGAUUGAUGGGACACUGAUCAUCUUCCGAGUGAAGCCAGAGGAUGCUGGGAAGUAUACCUGUGUCCCUAGCAACAGCCUGGGGCGUUCCCCCUCUGCCUCAGCAUACCUGACUGUGCAGUACCCAGCCCGUGUCCUCAACAUGCCCCCUGUAAUUUAUGUGCCCGUGGGAAUCCAUGGCUAUAUCCGCUGUCCUGUGGAUGCAGAGCCGCCUGCUACUGUGGUGAAGUGGAAUAAGGAUGGCCGGCCCCUGCAGGUAGAGAAGAACUUGGGUUGGACCUUGAUGGAGGAUGGCUCUAUUCGAAUUGAGGAGGCCACAGAGGAGGCUCUUGGCACUUACACCUGUGUGCCUUACAACACUUUGGGGACCAUGGGCCAGUCUGCCCCUGCCCGGCUCGUCCUGAAGGACCCCCCGUAUUUCACGGUGCUACCCGGCUGGGAGUACAGGCAGGAGGCUGGCCGGGAGCUGCUCAUCCCCUGUGCAGCUGCAGGGGACCCCUUCCCUGUCAUCACCUGGAGGAAGGUAGGGAAGCCCAGCAGAAGCAAGCACAAUGCACUGCCCAGCGGGAGUCUGCAGUUUCGUGCCCUGAGUAAGGAGGACCACGGGGAGUGGGAAUGUGUUGCCACCAACGUGGUCACAAGCAUCACUGCCAGCACCCACCUCACUGUCAUCGGCACCAGUCCCCAUGCCCCAGGCAGUGUCCGGGUCCAUGUCUCCAUGACAACUGCCAACGUGUCCUGGGAGCCAGGCUAUGAUGGAGGCUAUGAGCAGACAUUCUCAGUUUGGAUGAAGCGGGCUCAGUUUGGGCCCCACGACUGGCUGUCCUUGUCAGUGCCACUGGGCCCCAGCUGGCUGCUGGUAGACAGCCUGGAGCCUGAGACUGCAUACCAGUUCAGUGUCCUGGCCCAGAACAGGCUGGGGACCAGCGCCUUCAGUGAGGUGGUCACUGUGAACACUUUAGCAUUCCCUGUUACAACUCCAGAACCCCUGGUGCUGGUGACCCCACCAAGGUGCCUCACAGCCAACCGGACCCAGCAGGGUGUGCUCCUGUCCUGGCUCCCUCCUGCCAACCACAGCUUCCCCAUCGACCGCUACAUCAUGGAGUUCCGAGUUGGGGAGCGCUGGGAGAUGCUAGAUGAUGCCAUACCAGGCACCGAUGGAGAAUUUUUUGCCAAGGAUCUGUCACAGGAUACCUGGUAUGAGUUCCGGGUUUUGGCUGUCAUGCAGGAUCUGAUCAGCGAGCCCAGCAACAUCGCCGGUGUCUCCAGCACAGACAUCUUCCCGCAGCCGGACCUGACUGAUGAUGGGCUGGCCCGGCCAGUGUUGGCUGGGAUAGUGGCCACCAUCUGCUUCCUGGCGGCUGCCAUCCUCUUCAGCACUCUGGCUGCCUGCUUUGUCAACAAGCAGCGCAAACGCAAACUCAAGCGGAAGAAAGAUCCUCCGCUCUCCAUCACUCACUGUAGGAAGAGUCUUGAGUCUCCCUUGUCCUCUGGCAAGGUGAGUCCUGAGAGUAUCCGCACACUCCGAGCCCCGUCUGAAUCCUCUGACGACCAGGGCCAGCCAGCAGCCAAGAGGAUGCUGAGCCCUACAAGGGAGAAAGAGCUGUCCCUGUACAAAAAAACCAAGAGGGCUAUCAGCAGCAGGAAGUAUAGCGUGGCCAAGGCUGAGGCCGAAGCAGAGGCCACCACACCCAUUGAACUGAUCAGUAGAGGCCCGGAUGGCCGCUUCGUCAUGGGCCCGUCGGAGAUGGAGCCCUCUGUGAAGGGCCGGCGAAUCGAAGGCUUCCCCUUCGCUGAGGAGACGGACAUGUACCCUGAGUUCCGGCAGUCAGAUGAGGAGAAUGAAGACCCACUGGUACCCACGUCUGUGGCUGCUCUGAAGCCUCAACUGACCCCUAUGUCUUCCAGCCAGGACUCUUACCUGCCACCACCAGCAUACAGCCCUCGGUUCCAGCCUCGAGGGCUCGAGGGCCCCAGUGGACUGGGAGGACGACUCCAGGCUACUGGCCAAGCGAGGCCUCCUGCCCCUCGGCCCUUCCAGCAUGGCCAGUAUUAUGGGUACCUCAGCAGCAGCAGCCCUGGGGAGGUGGAGCCUCCACCCUUCUAUAUGCCAGAAGUGGGCAGCCCCUUGAGCUCAGUCAUGUCGUCCCCACCCCUGCACACCGAGGGGCCUUUUGGCCACCCUACCAUCCCUGAGGAAAACGGAGAGAAUGCUUCUAACAGCACUUUGCCCUUGACUCAGACACCUACAGGAGGGCGCUCCCCUGAGCCCUGGGGCCGGCCAGAAUUUCCCUUUGGGGGACUGGAGACCCCAGCUAUGAUGUUCCCCCACCAGCUGCACCCCUGUGAUGUGGCCGAGAGUUUGCAGCCCAAGCCCUGUCUGCCCCGAGGACUGCCCCCAGCCCCGCUCCAGGUGCCUGCAGCCUAUCCAGGCAUGCUAUCUCUGGAGGCACCAAAGGGCUGGGUAGGCAAGUCACCUGGCAGGGGUCCCAUCCCGGCGCCCCCUGCCACCAAGUGGCAGGAAAGACCUAUGCAACCUCUGGUCAGCCAAGGGCAGCUAAGACAUACCAGCCAAGGUAUGGGGAUACCGGUGUUGCCUUACCCGGAGCCAGCCGAGCCCGGGGGGCACGGUGGCCCCAGCACAUUUGGCCUGGACACUCGGUGGUAUGAGCCCCAGCCCCGGCCCCGGCCCAGCCCCCGGCAGGCCCGGCGUGCCGAGCCCAGUUUACAUCAAGUGGUGCUACAGCCCUCCCGGCUCUCACCUCUGACCCAAAGCCCCCUUAGUUCCCGCACUGGCUCCCCUGAGCUCGCUGCUCGUGCCCGACCUCGACCAGGCCUCCUGCAGCAGGCAGAGAUGUCAGAGAUCACCCUGCAGCCGCCAGCCGCGGUCAGCUUCUCUCGCAAGUCAACACCAUCAUCCACGGGAUCUCCUUCACAGAGCAGCCGCAGUGGGAGCCCCAGCUACAGGCCCACAAUGGGCUUCACUACUCUGGCCACAGGCUACCCUUCUCCACCACCUGGCCCUGCCCCUCCGGCGCCAGGGGACAACUUGGAUGUGUUUGGACAGACGCCUUCCCCUCGGAGGAUGGGGGAGGAGCCACUCCGGCCAGAGCCCCCAACAACCUUACCUACUUCAGGAAUACUUCCACCUGCACCCGGGAACGCUGCUGUGCCUGAGAGGCUGGAGGCUCUGAGAUACCAACGGAUAAAGAAGCCCAAAAAGUCAUCCAAGGGCUCUUCGAAGUCAAAGAAACGAUCCGACGGUUCUGCCUCCCAGGAUCAGCAGCUUCCCAACUCUCAGGUUCUGUGGCCCGACGAAGCUGUCUGCCUCAGAAAGAAGAAGAGACACUCUCGUCCUGAUCCCUUUGCCCGGCUUUCAGACUUGUGCCACCGUCAGCUUCCAGAAGACCAGACGGCCAUCCUCAACAGUGUGGAUCAUGAUGACCCAGGCCACGCUACUCUGCUAUGACUUGACACCAUUCUAAAUGUCCCCAGGGUGGGGUGCUAGGCUAAAGGGGGCAGAGAGGGACCAUUGUACAGGGCCUUGUCCUCCUCUGCCCAUCAUGGGAUGGCUCAGGCCCCUGACCUGUGUGUAUUCCCUCAUGCCAGUGGGGAAUACACCCACUAUCUAGCCAGCUAGCCUUGCCCAUGGGACAGAGGACUAGGGGAAGAGCUUUUAACUGUGGGUCAGAGUUGGGAGUAUGUGGGGAUAGAAGACAUCUGUCUCUAUGCCACCUCUCCCACUUUACUAGAUUGGUUCUUCUCACCUCUUCCAACGUCUUAGGAAGUGAGGAAACGGAAAGCAAUGGCUUUUAGUAAUGCAUUUGUUUCACUUUUCCAAGUCCUGGGAGGGGGUUAGAGUUAUAUCCGACCCUCCUAACUCCACAUAUAUAUAGAUAUAGAUACAAAUGCACUUGUGUGUCGUUGGUGGGUUUCUCUAUGUGUAUAUAUAUGUACAUUGAAGCAAAGUGCUUUUUCUCCCUGUGGUCAGUGAGGGACUGAGGAAGAUGCUGAACAGCGGGGCUUGGUGAGCAGGGCCUGCUAUGAACUGGUGGGUGUCCUCAUGUCUGUGUUGGGAGAUCAUUCCAGUUGAAAUAGGAUUCAUGCUUCCCAGCUGAGUUCACCAUUGUUCUAUCUAGCCUCUCCCAUCUGGAGCAGAAAUGGGGUCCUACCACGAUUCCUAGCUCCGUGCUUGGCAGGUUAGCAACAAGUUAACACCUGAACUAAACCCGGGCCUUUGUUGCCUGCUUGUUAGGUGAAGAAAGCAUGGCCAGGCUUAAAGCCCGACUGGUGUCUUUCUCACGCAGUUUGGCACUCACCACAGAUGUAGUGCUUGUUUAACAGUGGGGCUGACCGGCAGGCCUGGUGUACAACCCCCUGCUCAUGGGGUCAUGCCUCAGUCUCUUCUGGUCCAGCUAGGGCUAGGAGCCCUGCAGCCAAAGGCCCUCCUGUUCUGUAGCCACCUGUGCUCAGCACUAAGCUGCCACAAGCUCUGUUUAUACCCAUCUCUGCUCGGCACUCUGAGCUCCGCUCCCCUGCUGCCGAUUGGCUCCUCCUUUCCUUUUGUGUCUGCUAAUUCUCCAGAUUGAUUAAUUGCCAUUUGUGGGAGCUGCCUGUGGCUCCUUGGCAUACUCUCUAUGUGCUGCCUGCCAACUCUGCUCUGCCCUGGGGGUCCUUCUCCACCCCCUGGACCCAAUCUCUAGUGCAUGAGAUGAAGAGAUGGGGGUGCCUCGUAGUGUUGAGUUCUGGGGUGCUCUUUCCUCACUGCUUCUAUGUGGAAAUGACUGAGGCAUAGGAAUGAAGGUAGAAGGGGUAGCGGGCAGGCGCCAGGGCCCUAAUCCUUUCUCUGUCCAAAUCUUGUACUGGUUCAAACUGUUAGUGCUCAGCAGUUUUCCUGAUGACAUUUGUAAAUUCCGAUGCUUGUCUCUGGUGGGUUAUGGCGUUACUCAAGAGUAGAAAAGGGGGAGGGUGGGGACCACCCUCCCCUCCCCUCUCCUCCCCUCUGGCUUAGCCUAAAGUAGUGGGAACUGCCAGCUUCCUGGAAGUAUUCCUUCUUGGUGCUGCUGUAUCCGUCCCUCUCCAGUGAUUGCCUUGGGCAUUAGCCAUGCCUACCGGAAGGUUUCUGCUAGUCCCACAGAAGCUGCUGGUCACUUGGCCUAGUGACUUUGAUGAUGUCCCAGGGGCUGGGACACCUCCUUUCCAGAGCUUCCAUCUUCGGGGAUUGACUGCAUCUCUGCAGCCAGGCCUCGGUGCUCCCUUCUCUCUCCCAGCGAUGGACUCCACACUUGAGGCUUCACCAUGCAAGCCACACCAACCGCAGCUUUCUUCCGGACGUGGGAAAAAGAGGUGCUGAGGGCAGAGUUUCUUCUGCUCUGAGAUUAGGGCCACAUACCUUAGACUCCUCCAACUGAUGUGGUUGUCAGAGAUGUUGGAGACCACUGGCCCCUUGGACCUUAGCUCUGAUGAAGUAGAAGGGUUGACUUGCAAGAUUCCCGUUCUUUUGCAGAAGUGGCACACUGCUUCUUCCACUGUGACACCUUGGGCUGCUAAUUCAUCAUCUCGGGGGCUACUGGGAACAAGGCUACCUGAAAUAGCUGGGGUAGCAUUUGGAGACUCCUACGGGCCUAGCCUGUAUAGUGUUUGCUUGCUCUCACAUUACGUGAUUUCUGAACCACGGAAUGCAAAAGUAGGGUGUCGGGGCAGUAGCUUUGUAUUGAACUUGGACAACUAUUCUGAGGACCCUCCUGGGAAUUUUGGUCACUCUCUGGACCUUGAGGUUACAACCGAGAAGUUGUGGUCAAAGACUUUGUUUCUUUGGGGUGUUGUAGGGCCAAGAGCCAAACCUUGUGAGCUCAGAUGCCUCAGCCCAUGGCUAGGCUUGCAGGCCUGGCUUGCAGGCUGUGCUAACAAAGGUGCUGACUCCUUCCUCUUCUUGCCUCUGGCAGGGCCCCUUACCUCUGCCUUGCUGACCAAAUGGUGGAAACUGCUUUUGAUUGGCCACUGGGUGUGUGACAGCUGUGCUAUUGUGUCCCCUGGGCUCAGAAGGGACACAAGGUCCUACCCAUCCCAAAGUGGCCUCUCAGACAGUCUUCUCCUAAGAGGUCUUUCUUCUUAUGACUUUUCUUGGAGGCCAGCAGCAUUCCUGAAGUUCAGGAAACUGUUUCAGCCCCUCCUUUGAUUACUGCAAAGCCAACUGUUGGAUACAAUCCCCAUGGUCAGUGCCUGACCAGGGUGUCAUAGGCGUGGUCUCAAUUGCUAGAUUGGAGCACGUGUUUGACAAUAUGUUUAGAAAUGUGUGAUGUUGGGGUGUAUCCACUUCUAGGGACCAAUUACCUUUACACUCUUCCUCUGAACUUAGCAGUGACCACUAUUGAGCUUCCUAGGGCUUUCACCUUUCUUGCUGUGGGGGAUCAUGUCUUCCAAAUCCUCCCCUUUGGGUCUGGUAGCCUUGCAGAAGUAACUCAGUUCAAAACCUAUUCCUAUACUUGGUAUUUUUUGUGUGUGUCCUUCCUUCUGCACUGUCCCUGGAAGUGCUAUCGCAGUGUUUAAGCCACCAGCCAGGAAGAUCGUAAACUGGUUCUCUGAAGGCCCAGAAAGACUGCAAUUAUUUGACGGGAAGAAGAUGAAAAAUAAGAAGUGAAUCUUGUUUUUUCGACUUGAUGGCUGACUUACACAGUUUUGCUUUCCAGUCUCUGAGUGGAGAUCUAUGCAACCAUGGUUAUUGGUGGCUGUUGGUCUAAUGUCUAGUGCUGGCUUCUGCCUAAUGGCCAGCCCAUCUCCUUCCCAGUUUUCUUAGAGGGACUAGGGCAGGAGAGAGAUUACAUCACACACUGUGAGCAAGAUCUGUACUCUGUCUCCAGGGGCCUGGGUUAUGUAUUUGGGGGAGAUUUCAGCAGGGUGUGUUAGAACAAUUACUUAUUGGUGUUUUUUUUUUCACAGUGAUCUUACCUAUUUGAGGGUGAGCAGAUUUUAUUUUCUCAUUCUUCUGCUCUUUUUAUGCAGAGGAAGCUGCGUAAGGUUGAGAUGUGGUAUUCCUUUGUUUCCUCCUCCUGAUGAGAUUGGCACACUGUAGCUUCAGGGGAGGUAUCCCAGAACAUUAGGGCACUGUAGUUGCUUCCUAGGACCUGAGUCUGAGACUGAGGCCAUUUCUUCUAAUUUUGGUAGAAAAACCCUUUAAGAAGGCGUGGGGUGGACUGGGGAAAUUAUAUAGAUAAGUACGGUUUGUUAGUAUAUAGAGAACUCUAGGAAGUGAACAGCUAAUGGUUAGGCUUUGCUUUGCAUGUAAAAGUGCUUUGGGGGGCACUGCAGCGACUUGGGGGUGGGAGGAUAGAGUCAAGAGCAGAGAUACAGAGCAUGGAGGUACUACUAAUGCUUUCUCUGGGAUCCUGUGCAUUUUCACUAGUGUUCCUUGGCUGGGCCCUACCCUUUGUGCAAGCUCCAAUACAACAGAGGCUCAGAGCCGUGCUGAUUAUCUUUGUCUCUUUGGGAACAGGCUCUGGAUGUGUGUGGCAGCUCUUCUUCAUUGACUACAGUAGGGCAAGGGAUGAUUGCGGAAAGGAAGUUAGACUGUUAGAGAGUGGAGGGAAGGCACGAUGUGACACUUAGAGGGUUGGAGUCGUGAAUCAGUUGUCUGUAAAGCAAGGAAUCCUGGGAUGACAAGGUUAAGACUUACACAGGGUACCAAGCUUCUGGUUCUCUUUGGAGACUCUACCAGCCCAGACAGUACAGAUGUCGGAGGCUCAUCACAAGGAAAUGAACGACUGGCAGGGAAGGCAGUGAGGGGCAGGCACCCCUGGUGUGGGAGGGAUGUGGCCACCAAGAACAGGUUGUGAGCAGACUGGAUCUUGGGAGAAAGUUUGCUUAAGACAGGACUUUUCUGGUUAUAGAAUGCGUCUCUAACUGACAACGCAGACUUCUUCAGUUUUUUUCUGUUUCUGGAGCUUCUUGCUGAAAAGUGGGAGACUGGUCUUCAAAUGCCCACAGCUCCUUGUCGGUGGAGAGGGAACAGUUGUUCUCGGGAACUUGGUCCUCAUUCUCAUGGCUGCUGUGGCAGACUGUGUCUGAAAGUGCUCAGUGGACCUUUGUGCUGAUGGUGGAGGGGAGGGGCUUCCGAUCUUGUCAGUUUUCUUCUUGAGCUAUAGAGAAUGCCUUCAACUUGGAGGCUUCAUAGUGGCCUUGUGACUAGAGGCUUUGUUUUUAAUUUCUCUUCCUUUGAUAGGUUAAAGAUACCAUACUAUAGCUAUCAGAGUAAAAUAAUUUCAUCUGAAACCAGAGGUCAUCUGUUGUGUACUCCUUACUCUAUGGAACUUCCUCUUGGAUUAAGAGGAAGAACUGAAGAUCUCUUUAAGAGAAGUCACUAAUCUGAGAAUCAAAGCUCCAGUUGGAUUCUAAGAGCUCUUCCCAACUCCUGCAACUUGGUGCAGUUAUGGGUCUGGCUUAUAACGGCUUCACCUCUAAUGUUGAACGAGCGUGGGUCCAGAGCCAUAUGUCUGGGCUCCUGUCUAUACUUCCAAAUAAGCUUUCAGGAACAAAUAUGCUGUCUGCACCAGAUGUUUGGUGUCUUGGAUUGCCAAGAGGGUAAACGUUUUUUCAUGACCUCAUUUAAAAUAAUAAUAAUCCCUAAUCAAUUGAAUCUGGUUUAAAGACACUCCUAGAUCAUUCUGAAUUCUGUGUAGAUUAAAAAAAAAUGCAUUAGUGCAAAUCUUUUUCGUGACUGGCCAUGUCUUAGGAGGGGGAAGAGUUGGGGUAUCCUAACUGCUAAAUAGAUGGGUAGAUCAGCAGCGGGCCAUUGAACCACUCAGACUUUCUCUUCUGUAGUGGGUCAACUACAGCAGUUAGGGAUUCUUAGGAGCUCUGGUGAAGAGCGAUCGGCUGUGCACCGCUGGCAUUGGAAUUCAACCAAAGCAGCACAAGAGACUCAGCUUGCAGCCGGGGCCUCCACUGUCUACCUUUCCUUCCCAGCUUAUCUACAUGGUAACAUGAAUGAGUGGGCUUGCUGUUCUUUUGGGUCUUGAAGAAAUGUGUCCCACCAAUCCCAUCUCCCACCGGCAUUGACUUCCUGGAUCUGUUUUAAGGAAGUGCAGAGCAAGCUCUCCCUCCACCCACAUUCAUACCAUCCAGACUCUCUUUCCUUCUUGCCUCCACUUGGGUGUAGCUCCAGGAUCUCUGGCUUGUGCAUGGUUUACACUAGGGAGGUGGUUGGGUUAGGGAGAGAAUUGGGGAGGGUCUAGGGGUUGGACUGGGGAAGGGGAUUUGCAUUUUCAACCUUAAAAUACUGAAAGCAUGCUUUGGGGUGACCUCUGGGAUUUUCACAUAAACUAUGGUUAGGGAAAAUGCCUGUUGCUCCUCAUAUGGGAGGUGGGGACUUGGGAGACAUUUGCCUUCCUUUUGGCUUAGGAACCUAUUCUAUUUGGUAGAGGACGAUAAGCCUCCUUAUAGUUACCUUUGCAAACCCUGGAAGGGAAACUUACUUAUUCUAUCACCGAGUAUUUAUAUUGCCUACUGAGAACAACUGAGCAGUCUGUUGUGGGUUGACAUUGCCCUGGCUGGGUCAGAGAAAUGGAGUAAUCUCACCUGUUUCUCUGCGGGUGUCAGGUUAUCUGCCUGGUCAUGAACCCCUAGCCAACUGAUUAGUCCAGUGUUCAGAAUUAAGUGUAUUAGAUGGGUCUGAGUAUCCGUGAGGUGUGUGAUGUGUAUGUGUGGGCGGCGUGUGCAGUGUGUGUGUGUGUUGUAUGGGUAUGCUUUGGAUGUGUGUUUGAUGAGAGUAUGGGUGUGAGGGAAUUGUAGUAGAGACACCGCUUUGCCUGGGUAGCAUCAGGCCUAGUUAUGGCUGACUCUUUCUUUGCUAGACUAACUUCUGCUUUGGCAGGAGGGUCAUAAUAUACCACCUUGAGUGUAUUUUUUAUGGAGAUUGUACAUAAAAUUAUAUAAAUAUAUAUAACUUGUUCUAUUUUAAGGCAAAAGGAGACUUACUGGGGAGGGGGGCAAGACUCAGAUGCAAUAGUGGUGGCUAACAGUGGGAGCUUCAGGUAAGUUGUCCACACGGGGAGUGGGGGGUGUGGGGGGGAAGCGAUGUAAGCCGGGCAGGAGUGGGCCUCAUGCCCUCUGCACAUAUAUAUAAAUAUAAAGAAAACUUAUAUAAAGCUAUCUAUCUAGCAUAUCUAUAUAUCUAUAUGAAGUCAUAGUUUGCUUUAUUUUUGUACCUGUGCUUUAGAGACACUUUGAGCAGUAUCGCCUCCCCCAGGUGGUCCGGGGUGUUCGCUCAUGCCUUGAUCCCACCUAUUUCUCCAUCCUCCUUGAGACAGACCGUGUUGGAAGCUGCUUGAGUCUUUCUGGUAGAUAAUGUGUAUAUAUGAAAAGAGCUAAAGUCACUUGUAGAAAGGACAAGCGAGCUGAAGACGGAAAGCUACCGGAUCUGUGUGUUUCCUGUCAGGAGGGUUCCCUAACUCAUGCUGUUUGGUAGAUGUGCUCAGUGUACAAAGGACGACGGAGAGCUUAGCAUUAAUCCAUACCCCAUGGCUAAAGUUGGUACUCAGUUGCUUGGAAACGAUCUAGCUCAGCAUCUUGGGCAGAGGGAGUAGUUCGGAUUCUCUAGGUCUUCUGGUAACACCUCUCCUGCUUUGUAGCACCUAGGCUCAAGCAGCCCCCAUGGAAGGUGGUAGUGAGGUUUUUGAAGCUGACUGCGUGGGCUCAGUCUUGGAGAAGAUACACCCUGGUAAUUACUGCUGUAGAGUCUUGGAACCAGCGUGAAUGUGAUAUCUCGUAUAAAUAUAGCAUCUGUGCUUUUUCAUUUAUUUUUAAUUGGAAAAUAAACUGUUGUCAGAAAUGGGGCAGUCUAGUCCCAGAACACUGAAUGGAAGAUCAGGCAUGAGGGACUGACAUUGGUCAUGAUGUAAGGAAUGAGCCCCAUUGCUAUCUUCCUUGCCCGGGACUCGGACACUAAAUAAUGUAUCGGAACAAUGUGGUGUGGAUGGGAGAUUUGGGGAGGAGUUCACUUGCGUUUGGGAAGGAAAAUGUGUGCUCUGAAGAAUACCUCUUUGAGAAUUCAAGACCUCACAUAUGCUGUUAGGGCCACAUGCCCUGCAGCCUUAGCUGGCGUCCCCUGGUGCUAGCUCUUUCUUCUCAUGUGCCAAGUGAUCAGAGUGAUGUGCUUGAAGCUGAUACAGAUGCCAGGGGAGACUCAAGACUGUAGUCUCUCCAGUCUUCCUGCUUCUCAUUUAAGAAAAGGCAAAAGUGCCCCCCUCUGCCUCAACAAAACAUAAUGCUAGCCAAGAGCUCUUAUUCCAGAUGCCUCAACCGUGGGAUAGGCAAAGUAGGGUGGAGAAGAGCUUAACUCUAACUCCUGACCCGUAUGGAGACCUAUGAUUCCCUUAAUGAUCUGUUUAAAAUAUUCAAAAAUGUCCAAGGAUAUUGUGAGAAAAUGGACUCUUGUGGUUCAGGAAGUUCAGGAUGGAUGGCAGCACUGGGUCUAAUUGGCAGUGUGUCCUGCCUUACUCCUCAGGAGGCCAAAGGAGGAGAGCCAGGUGUUUCUUGUAGAUUUCCUGAGAGGCUGGGCAAGAGGAAGAACAGCACAUUCUUAGUUCCUUUCUAGCUUGAGUCCUCUCCUCACUUACCAGAGAGGGGAUUCCAUUGCUGUUGUUUUGACUCUUAGAGCCCACCUCGUUUCUUUUGUCUCACUUCCUGUCCUGAGAUCCGAGCAGAGCAGAUCUUGUCAGCAUCGCAGGGCUCAUACUCCAUGAAGCCCAGGUUUGCUCUGACGCUACUCUACUGAGAAUCUACUCCACGUUGAUUCUCAGAAACCCCAGCAGCACCAAGGUACCUGAGAUUACCCGCCGAUUUCAUGACCUCCAGUUGGACCCCUCUCUGGAAAUGGGAAGACGGAUACGUCCUUCAUCUUGAAGCUUUACGGCUUCGGGAAUGUUACCGUUACCCUUUCUAUGACCCAGACCUCAUGAAGAUGGUGCAAGGCGUGCACUGGAGGAGAAACGAGUGGAGGCCCAGAAGAGCCAGCUUUCCGUAAGAGAACACAGAGCUAAGAAGGCCAGGGUCUGAUUAUGUGUGGAAGGAGUAAAGCUGCCUUAACUCUGAAUCUUUCAGUUAAUGGGACUGGUGUUUGGGAAGGGAGCCCUGAGAAAGCCACUGCCAGGAUUCUGAGCUGUUUCAUAUCCUUAUGAUUCACCUUGGUCCCUAGGUCAUGGGAGGUUGAAUUGUGAUGCUUUUUCUUCUUAGUAGGAGAUAGAGGAAAUCUGUGGGGACUUAGUUUGGCUACCUCUGUCUGUUCUAUGGAACGAAUGUGGAAACAGAUCUGGGAAUUGCUCUCCCCAGGGUCGAUGCAGCUCUGUCCUUUCCCCACUGUCCUUAACCAGGAGCCUCGGGGAAAGGGACACCUCCACCAUGCGUCAGUUUUGCCUGGGCCUCACCUUGUGCUGUAGGUCUGUGUGGAAACAUUUUGGGUAAUACAAAUGCGUGAGGUGAGGGACAGGACACGGGCCCGUCCUGUGGGUGAGGGCUAGAUCAUGAUGCUGGCUUAGGGGGUAUUUUGGGGGGGGUUGUUCUGUUGCUGAGGAAGUGACUGAAAGGAGGUGCUCUGUGGAAUGAAUGACCUUGAUGCGGGAACUGGAAACUGAGAUAUCACUAAGGGAGCAGCUGAUCAGUGUUCUCUUCACGGAGCCCUGUAUGCACUGUCAGAAAGUCUUAAAGCUCCAUUCAGAUUUAGUUUCCUAACUGCCAUUUGUGGGGCCAGAGACUGAGGGCAGGAGGGGGGCAUGCUUCCCCAAGUUACCUGUCCUUAUACAGCCCUUGACCGGGCAGAGGGUGUUCUGCUCUGGUCAGCAACUCUGGGGCCCCCAUCAUCUCUAACUUUUCUCUUUCAUGAGGAAGAGCUGUAUCAUCUUGGACAUAGUUUUUUGGUCUGAAUUCCCUCCCUCCUGUUGUCCCAUUAGUGUGUAGACACACAGCAGUGGGGAGGUGAAGGAUCCUGGUGCUCCCUGCCAGGCUCCCUCACAGACGGCACACCUCUUGCACAUGGCAACCUCCUGGCUGUUAGUCUUAACAUACCUGGACAUGACUAUCAAUAUUGUCAUGAGAUUUCUUGCUCUCAUUUCAAACCUUUAUUCUUCCUUUGGCUUUCGUUGGGUCUCUUCACUCACGCCUAGUCUUCUCACGAAGAUGGUUCAGACCUCAUUUCUAUUUCUUGAAUGUUGAGUAUUACAUCACAGCGCUAGGGUGCUUCAUGGUGCUGCUCCUGAAGAGGCCAGCUGGACGGGAUCAGUACGCUUCGUCCCACUGGUUCCUUAGAGCUUGCUGUAUUUUGUCUCUAUUAGAUGUUUUUCCUUAGUGGGUUGGGGUGGGAGAUGUAGGGGUAGCUUUUGUGUUCUCUCUCUCUCUCUCUCUCUCUCUCUCUCUCUCUCUCUCUCUCUCUUCCUUUUUCUGUAUGUAUGUAUGGAUUGGUUAAAGUCAGUUAUCAUGGGCAGCUGACUUUGACUCCAAAUUAAAGUUAAACAACACAUUGUACAGCUGUGCACAGAACACCUUUGAGUGUCAAUUUGGAUGGCAACUAGAGGCAUACUUUUUGAACUUCAGGUAUGUAACCGAAAAGUAAAUAAAACACUAUUUUUUCAGUAA